Molecule: messenger RNA, 1497 nt
Organism: Penicillium samsonianum
Lineage: Eukaryota; Fungi; Ascomycota; Eurotiomycetes; Eurotiales; Aspergillaceae
Exons: 9
Coding region: 1-1497 (498 amino acids)
Cellular component (GO): nucleus; cytoplasm
Molecular function (GO): mRNA binding
Source: RefSeq, a predicted model, not a curated record
AUGUCUGACCACAUCCAGCGUGAGAGGUCUCGCUCGCCCCGUCGCCGUUCUUCUCGCAGUCCUCCCCGACGCACCCGUCGCUCGUACUCCCCUCGCAGUCGCUCCCGCAGCCGUGGUGAGCGUGACGAAUACCGCCGUCCCGAACGUCCCGAACGUCGUUCCCGAUCCCCUUUGAGUGCUUCCGGAGCAGCUGCUGGACCCCCAGGCUCAGGCUCUCCUUUCGGUGGACGCAGUGGAUACCCCCCCGCUCGAUUUGAGGACCGCACCGUCGCCAAGGAGAAUAUGAUGCAGACCGUUCGCGAUUCGUCCCAGCAAGACCGCCGGGUCUAUGUGGGCAACCUUUCGUAUGAUGUCAAGUGGCAUCACCUUAAAGAUUUUAUGAGACAGGCUGGAGAAGUUCUCUUUGCCGAUGUUUUGCUUCUUCCUAAUGGAAUGUCGAAGGGAUGCGGGAUUGUGGAAUAUGCAACCAGGGACCAAGCACAGAACGCCGUGAAUACUCUCAGCAACCAGAGCCUGAUGGGUCGCCUUGUUUACGUUCGUGAGGACCGUGAAUCCGAGCCCCGUUUCGUUGGUGGUCCCCCACGCGGUGAUUUCGGCCCCGGUGCCCGAGGUGGAUUCGGUGGUGGUGGUUUCGGAGGCCCCCCAGGUGGUGCUGGAGGUGGUGGCCGCCAGAUUUAUGUCUCAAACCUUCCUUUCAACGUUGGCUGGCAAGACUUGAAGGACUUGUUCCGCUCGGCUGCCCAGCAGGGUGCCGUCAUCCGUGCCGAUGUGCACACCGACCCUACCGGACGCCCCAAGGGCUCUGGCAUCGUUGCUUUCGAGUCUCCCGAUGAUGCGCGCAACGCCAUUGCGCAGUUUAACGGAUAUGAUUGGCAGGGUCGUCCCCUUGAAGUUCGUGAAGACCGUUUCGCUGGUGGUGGUCCCGGCUUCGGUGGUCGUGGUGGCUUUGGUGGUGGCUUUGCCGGUCGUGGCGGCUUCGGCGGUCCCAUGGGCCGUGGAGGCUUUGCUGGUCGCGGCGGCUUUGGCGGCGGAUUCCCUGGACGUGGCGGCUUCGGUGGUCCCCCUGGUGGCCACGGUGGUUUCCCCGGUGCCGGUGGAUUUGAACACGGCGGUGCUCCUCCUGUUCCCUCCGGACCCCCCAACCCUUUCACUGAUUAUGCCACCUCCAACGGCGAGAAGAGCGCUGUCAUCUAUGUUCGCAACUUGCCCUGGUCUACUUGCAAUGAGGACCUGAUCGAUCUGUUCUCCACCAUCGGCAAGGUUGAUCGUGCUGAAAUCCAGUACGAACCCAACGGCCGCUCCCGCGGUACUGGUGUGGUUCAAUUUGAUACUCCCGAUACUGCGGAAACCGCAAUUGCCAAGUUCUCCGGUUACCAGUACGGUGGUCGUCCUCUCGGCAUCACCUUCGUGAAGUACAUGAACGCUGCCCCGGGUCCCGAAGAGAUGAUGGAAGGCCAAGAGUCGACCGUCGGUCUGACCCAGGACCAGAUCAUGUAA